CGCUUCGCCUCUUCCUCUCUGAUCAUCAUCAUCCUCGCAGGCCAGCUGUGCUGUUUUGGCAACUGCUGUUUUAGCUUCACAGUCGAUUGAUCGCAGUUUAUGCGAAGGUUUGGUUUCCAGAGCCCCUAUUUGUCUACGCUUUGGGUAAUGGAAAUGGGCCGUGUUCAACAGUUCUGCAACUGGCUAGUUCGAGCUAGCUAGCGAGCUAAUUAGACGCGGGAUUUUGUGCGUGCCUGUGGUCUUUACAGCCAGAAAGCUAAAUAUGAACCUUUGACGUUUCACCCCCUUGAUAUUUGAUACUUUUUCUACCUCUAGAAUCUAGAUACUCUUGGCUUUGGAACGGACAUAAUUUCUCGUUUUGGCUGAGGGCGGAGCAUGACAGACAUGCGAUCCACCAUCCCUCCACCCCGGUGCUUCGUCCGGUCCAAUACGCCGCGGUGUGAGUAGCCCAUCUGGGAAGCGCACAUCAGCAGAAUCCAAUCCUAUGCGCCUCUUGGGUGUCGGGGCGAGAAGGUGCUACUAUUACUUAAGCGCAAUUACGUCGGAGGGAGAGGAGGACGUUGCCUUCCCAUCUCAGGAUUAAACCAUGGCUAAUGAACCUGUCAUCCUUAAUGUGUAUGAUAUGGUAAGAUUGUGUGUUUUCACUCAGUGCCAUUAUUUUGCCUGUGAAUCAAUGUAACAUACUAACCUACUAUUGUCACACACACACAAUAUUUAGUCUCUUUGCACACACACACAUCCACGUUUUGUUCUAUCCUCGUGGGGACCUGAAAUUAAUUUCCAUUCAAAAUCCUAUUUUCCGUAACCCAAACCCUAAACCUAACCACUAACCACUAACCCCUAACCCUAACCCAAACCCUAAACCUAACCACUAACCCCUAACCCUAAUUGUAACCCUAACGCCUAAGCUUAAAAUAGCCUUUGUCCUCAUGGGGUUGUGGGAAAUGUCCCCAACCAGUGAUAAUUUUCCUUGUUUUAUUAUCCUUGUGGGGAUUUUAGGUCCCCACAAUGAUAGAAGAUCCAACCCACACACACACACACACACACACACACACACACACACACACACACACACAGGGAUGGAUUUGACAACCAGGCAGGUGCAUAGUUGGCUCCUCUCCUCCCCUCUGAUAUCUCCAGGCCAGCAGUCACAGAUGAGGACCCCAGUGGAGCUGAAAGUCACAGCUGCUCAAACGCCUGAUUAAAUCCCAGCGUAGCUCUGCUUUGCAGGGAGUAGGGACAGACUGGGACCAGAAAUCGGCACGGGCAUUUCUAACACACCGGCCUAUUUGGAUAACAGUAUUCUGCUUGAAUCCCCCAAUUUAGACCGGCCCGCUGGACUAAAGAUGGACCGGCCCAUCUGGCAUUUGCCCGGACUGCUCUAUGUCUGGGACCCUCUGGCUGGCACACUACAGGUCAUGCAGGGGCUGCUGGAAAAGGGUGCGACCCCAGAGAGAGAAAAGGGUGCGACCCCAGAGAGAGAGAAGGGUGCGACCCUUAGAAAGAGAAGGGUGCGACCCCAGAGAGAGAGAAGGGUGCGACCCCAGAGAGAGAAAAGGGUGCGACACCAGAGAGAGAGAAGGGUGCGACCCCAGAGAGAGAAAAGGGUGCGACCCUUAGAAAGAGAAGGGUGCGACCCCAGAGAGAGAGAAGGGUGCGACCCCAGAGAGAGAAAAGGGUGCGACACCAGAGAGAAAAAAGGGUGCGACCCCAGAGAGAAAGAGAAGGGUGCGACCCCAGAGAGAGAGAAGGGUGCGACCCCAGAGAGAGAGAAGGGUGCGACCCUUAGAAAGAGAAGGGUGCGACCCCAAAGAGAGCGAGAGAAGUGAUCAUGGGUUGGGACUUGGGAGCAAAUUCCAAUUUCUAUUUUCCUCAUUGAAAAGCAAUGAAUUGAGUGAAUUGAAAUGGAAUUCACCCCAACCCUGGUUCGUAGAGUCCUAAACACUUUUUGAAUAACAACAAUAAGGUUAAGACAAGUGAAGACAGGAAUACGUUUGAAUUACUGUACUCUGUGCAUUGAGAGAACUGAAGGAGUGAUGGGUUGAUUUCUAAAAGACAGUGACGCAGAGAGAGAGAGAGAUAGAGAGAGACUGGAGGAUGGGUGUGAAAUGAGGCAUGAUAUUUCUGCAUGGACAGAAAGACAAUUGAAUGUAAUGUGGGAGUCCCUCGGAGACUGCGUGCAGCAUUCCAGCUUUAGACUGAAGAGAUGCGAGACAUGGUUUUACCAGAUACCGAGGCUCUCUUUCAGUGGUGUGCAGAUCAAAAUCAUCAAAUGUUAUUUGUCACGUGUGCCGAAUACAGCACCGUGAAAUGCUUACUUACAAGCCCUUAACUAACAAUGCAGUUCAAGAAAUAGAGUUAAGAAAAUAUUUACUAAAUAAACUAAAGUAAAAAAAAUUAAAAUAAAGUAACACAAUAAAAUAACAAUAGCGAGGUUGUAUACAGGGAGUACCGGUACCGAGUCAAUGUGCGGGGGUACAGGUUAGUCAAGGUAAUAGUACAUGUAGGUAGGGGUAAAGUGACUUUAAAUAGUCCGUGUGGCCAUUUGAUUAAUUGUUCAGAAGUCUUAUGGCUUGGGGGUAGAAGCUGUUAAGGAGCCUUUUGGACCUAGACUUGGCACUCCGGUACCACUUGCCGUGCGGUAGCAGAGAGAACAGUCUCCUGAGGGGGAAAAGGUGUUGUCGUGCCCUCUUCCCGACUGUCUUGGUGUGUUUGGAUCAUGAUAGUUUGUUGGUGAUGUGGACACCAAGGAACUUGAAACUCUCAACCUGCUCCACUACAGCCCCGUCGAUAUGAAUGGGGACGCGUUCGGCCCUUCUUUUCCUGUAGUCUACAAUCAUCUCCUUUGUCUUGCUCACGUUGAGGAAAAUCAAAUCAAAUCAAAUCAAAUUUUAUUGGUCACAUGCGCCGAAUACAACAGGUGCAGACAUUACAGAGAAAUGCUUACUUACAGCCCUUAACCAACAGUGCAUUUAUUUUAAACAAAAAAAGUAAGAAUAAAACAACAACAAAAAAAGUGUUGAGAAAAAAAGAGCAGAAGUAAAAUAAAGUGACAGUAGGGAGGCUAUAUAUACAGGGGGGUACCGUUGCAGAGUCAAUGUGCGGGGGCACCGGCUAGUUGAGGUAGUUGAGGUAAUAUGUACAUGUGGGUAGAGUUAAAGUGACUAUGCAUAAAUACUUAACAGAGUAGCAGCAGCGUAAAAAGGAUGGGGUGGGGGGGCAGUGCAAAUAGUCCGGGUAGCCAUGAUUAGCUGUUCAGGAGUCUUAUGGCUUGGGGGUAGAAGCUGUUGAGAAGUCUUUUGGACCUAGACGAGGUUGUUGUCCUGGUACCACACUGCCAGGUCUCUGACCUCCCUAUAGGCUGUCUUGUCUGUGAUCAGGCCUACCACCGUUGUGUCGUCAGCGAACUUAAUGAUGGUGUUGGAGUCGUGCUUGGCCACGCAGUCGUGGGUGAACAGGGAGGACAGGAGGGGACUAAGCACUAAGACUAAGAUAGUGUCAAAUUCAAAUGAAAGACCAAUAACAUAGAACUCCAGAACUCUAGUCCACAAAAUAAAGUUAGCUUCUUUGCAUUAUCAGUCCACCAAUUCUAAAAAAAAAAGACGGAAUAGUUAGCUGAAUACCAUAUGUGAGAGCCUGCAACAGUAAGCUUACAGGUAGUGUUUUGAAGACACUGUCAUUUCACUAGCACCGUGUCAGUCAGGAAAGUAUUUAUUAUUAAUGGAGGGUCCAGCUGGUGGGAUGUGAAUGUCUUUUACCCCCCCCCCAUCCCACACACAAGGGUACAGGAGAAGGUCUGAUCGUUAGCACAGACUGGAACAUGUUCCGGGAUUCAUCCGAUGGCAUUGAGGAGUUUACCACAUCAGUCACCGGCUUCAUUAAUAAGUGCAUCGACGACGUCGUCCCAACAGUGACCGUACGUAAAUAUCUCAACCAGAAGCCUUGGAUUACAGGCAUUUUCCGCACUGAGCUAAAGGCUAGAGCUGCUGCUUUCAAGGAGCGGGACACUAAUCCGGAAGCUUUUAAGUAAUCCCGCUACGCCCUUCGAUGAACCAUCAAACAGGCAAAGCGUCAAUAUAGGAUCAAGAUCUAGUCUUACUACACCGGCUUUGACGCUUGUCGGAUGUGGUAGGGCUUGCAAACUAUCACGGAUUACAAAGUGAAAACCAGCCGCGAAGCUCUCCAGUGACGCAAGCCUACCAGACGAGCUACGUACCUUCUAUGAUCGCUACGAGGCAAGCAACACUGAACCAUGCAUGAGAGCACCAGCUAUUACGGACGACUGUGUGAUCACGCUCUCUGUAGCUGAUGUGUGUAAGACCUUUAAACAGGUUAACAUUCACAAAGCCGCAGGGAGCGUCAUUUUCAACCUCUCCCUGACCCAGUCUGUAAUACCUACAUGUUCCAAGCAGACCACCAUAGUCCCUGUGCCCAAGAACGCUAAGGUAACCUGCCUAAAUGACUAUCGGUACAAAGCACCCACAUCUGUAGCCAUGAAAUGCUUUGAAAGGCUGUUCAUGGUUCACAUCAACACCAUCAUCCCAGACACCCUGGGCCCACUCCAAUUUGUAUACCGCCCCAACAGAUCCACAGAUGACGUAAUCUCUAUUGCACUCCACACUGUCCUUUCCCACCUGGACAAAGGGAACACCUACAUGAGAAUGCUGUUCAUUGACUACAGUUCAGCAUUCAAUACCAUAGUGUCCUCCAAGCUCAUCACUAAGCUAAGGACCCUGGGACUAAACACCUCCCUCUGCAACUGGAUCAUGGACUUCCUGCCGGGCCGCCCCCAGGUGGUGAGGGUAGGCAACAACACAUCCGCCACGCUGACCCUCAGCACGGGGGCCCCUCAGCUUUAAGUUCAUUGGUGUGUCCACAUCACUAAGGAAUUUUCAUGGUCCACACACACCAACACAGUCGUGAAGAGGGCACGACAAUGCAUCUCCCCCUCGGGAGGCUGAAAAGAUUCAGCAUGGGCCCUUAGAUCCUCAAAAAGUUAUACAGUUGCACCAAUGAGAGCAUCUUGACUGGCUGCAUCACCGCUUGGUAUGGCAACUGCUUGGCAUCCGACAGCUAGGCGCUACAGAGGAUAGUGCAUACCGCCCAGUCACUGGGGCCGAGCUCCCUGCCAUCCAGGACCUCUAUACCAGGCGGUGUUCAGAGGAAGGUCCUAAAAAUUGUAAAAUACUCCAGCAAGCCUAGUCAUAGACUGUUCUCUCUGCUGCCGCACGGCAAGCGGUACCAAUGCACCAAGUCUGGAACCAACAGGAACCCUGAACAGCUUCUACCCCCAAGCUAAAUACAGUGCAUUCUGAAAGUAUUCAGACCCCUUUGACUGUUUUCCACAUUUUGUUACGUUACAGCCUUAUUCUAAAAUGGAUAGUUUUUCCCGUCAUCAAUCUACACACAAUACCCCAUAAUGACAAAGCAAAAACUAAAAAUAAGAAACUGAAAUAUCGCAUUUACAUAAGAAUUCAGACCCUUUACUAAGUACUUUGUUGAAGCACCUUUGGCAGCGAUUACAGCCUCGAGUCUUCUUGGGUAUGACGCUACAAGUUUGGCACACCUGUAUUUGGGGAGAUUUCUCCCAUUCUUCUCUGCAGAUCCUCUCAAGCUCUGUCAGGUUGGAUGGGGAGCGUCGCUGCACAGCUAUUUUCAGGUCUCCCAGAGAUGUUAGAUCGGGUUCAAGUCGGAGCUCUGGCUGACCAAAGCCCUUCUCCCCCGAUGGCUCAGUUUGGCCGGGCGGCCAGCUCUAGGAAGAGUCUUGGUGGUUCCAAACUUCUUCCAUUUAAGAAUGAUGGAGGCCACUGUGUUCUUGGGGACCUUCAAUGCUGCAGACACAUUUUAGUACCCUUACCCAUAUCUGUGCUUAGACACAAUCCUGCUCUGACAUGCACUGUCAACUAUGGGACCUUAUAUAGACAGGUGUGUGCCUUUCCAAAUCACAGGUGGACUCCAAUCAAGUUGUAGAAACAUCUCAAGGAUGAUCAAUGGAAACAGGAUGCACCUAAGCUCAAUUUCGAGUCUCAUAGCAAAAGGUCUGAAUACUUAUCUAAAUUAGGUAUUUCUGUUUUUUAUUUGUAAUACAUUUGCACACAUUUCUAAAAACCUGUUUUUCGCUUUGUCAUUACGGGGUAUUGUGUGUAGAUUUAAUUUAAUCCAUUUUAGAAUAAGGCUGUAACGUAACAACAUGUGGAAAACAGGAAGGAGUCUGAAUACUUUCUGAAUGCUCUGUAGUUAGUCCGAGUAGUUAUUGGUUACUAUUUAACUAUCUGCACUGACACUUUCUGCACAGGGGUUAUAUCCUGCCUGGUUGGCCCUGUCCUAUCUGGUGAAAUUCUCCUGUCUUAUCUGGUGUCCUAUGUGAACUUAAGUAUGCUCCCUCAAAUUCUCCCAUCUCUCUCGCUCACUCGCUCUCUUUCUCUCCCCCCCCCCCCCCCACCACUUCCUCCCGGAGGACCUGAGCCCUAGGAUCAUGCUUCAGGACUCCAGGCUGUCCCCGUCCCCAGUCCACUUGGUCGUACUGCUGAACCCAGUUUCUGCUGUUUUGCCUGCGGCUAUGGAACCCUGACCUGUUCCCCCGGGACGUGGUACCUUGUCCUGGACCUACUGUUUUCGACCCUCUCUCUCCCACUCCCCCCCCCCCCUCUCUCUCUACCGCACCUGCUGUCUCGACCUCUGAAUGCUCGGCUAUGAAAAGCCAACUGACAUUUACUCCUGAGGUGCUGACCUGUUGCACCCUCUACAACCACUGUGAUUAUUAUUUGACCCUAUGAACGUUUGAACAUCUUGAAGAACGAUCUGGCCUUAAUGGCCAUGUACUCUUAUAAUCUCCACCCGGCACAGCCAGAAGGGACUGGCCACCCCUCAGAUCCUGGUUCCUCUCUAGGUUUCUUCCUAGGUUCCUGCCUUUCUAGGAAGUUUUCCUAGCCACCGUGCUUCUACAUCUGCAUUGCUUGCUGUUUGGGGUUUUAGGCUGGGUUUCUGUAUAGCACUUUGUGACAUCUGCUGAUGUAAAAAAGGCUUUAUACAUUAAUUUGAUUUGAUUUUGACUAACUCUUUUGACUCAUCACGUACACAGCUGUUACUGUUUAUUAUCUAUCCUGUUGCCUAGUCACUCUAUCACUCUACCCCGGGUAUAUAGCCAUGUUAUUACCUGGUACCCCGGGUAUAUAGCCAUGUUAUUACCUGGUACCCCUGCACAUCCACUCAGUACUGGUACCCUGUGUAUAUAGCCAUGUUAUUACCUGGUACCCGGUGUAUAUAGCCAUGUUAUUACCUGGUAGACCCCUGGAUAUAAUAGCCAUGUUAUUACCUGGUACCCUGGUAUAUAGCCAUGUUAUACCUGGUAACCCCGGGUAUAUAGCCAUGUUAUUACCUGGUACCCUGGGUAUAUAGCCAUGUUAUUACCUUGUACCCCGUCACCACCCCGGGUAUAUAGCCAAUGUUAUUUACCUGGUACACCCGGGUAGAUAGCCAUGUUAUUACCUGGUACCCACUGCACAUCCACUCAGUACUGGGUACCUGUGUAUAUAGCCAGGUUAUUACCGGGUACCUGUGUAUAUACAGUUAUUUCCUGUACCUCCGGGUAUUCCCUGUUACCCCCCGGGUAUUUAGUCCAUGUUAUUGAACCUGGUACCCCCCCGGGUAUUUAGGCCAUGUUUAUUACCUGGUAACCCCUGGGUAUAUAGCCAUGGUUAUUACUGGUACCCCCGGGUAUAUAGCCAUGUUAUUACCUGGACCUGCACACAUCAGUACGGUCCCGGUAUAUAGCCAUGUUAUUACCUGGGUACCUGGGUAUAUAGCCAUGUUAUACCUGGUACCCCGGGUAUAUAGCCAUGUUAUUACCUGGUACCCCCCUGCAUCCUCAGUACUGGUACCCUGAUAUAGCCAUGUUAUUACCUGGUACCCUGUGUAUGCCAUGUUUCCCUGGUACCCGGUAUUAGCCAUGUUAUUACCUGGUACCCCGGUAUUUAGCCAUGUUAUUAACUGGUACCGGGGGAUAGCCAUGUAUAACUGGUUACCCCGGGUAUUAUAGUCCAUGUAUACUGGUACCCCAGGUUAUAGCCUGUUAUUACUGGUACCCGGGUAUUAGCCAUGUUAUUACCUGGUACCCCGGGUAUUUAGCCAUGUUAUUACCUGGUACCCCGGGUAUUUAGCCAUGUUAUUACCUGGUACCCCGGGUAUUUAGCCAUGUUAUUACCUGGUACCCCGGGUAUAUAGCCAUGUUAUUACCUGGUACCCCUGCACAUCCACUCAUUAUGGAUUUAUCGUUGUGUUAUUAUUUUUCUAUUAUUUUUCUCUCUGCAUUGUUGGGAAGGGCCCGGAAGCAUUUCACUGUUAGUCUACACCUGUUGUUUACGAAGCCUGGCAAAUAACAUUUGAUUUGAUUUGGGGAGGAGAUAGGAUCUGUGGGGGAUGGGAUGUUACCAAAGGUCUGGGGCCAUAUGUAUAAAGUUGAUCUAGGAUCAGGCCUUCCCUGUCCAUGUAACCUUGUUAAUUGUGAUCUAAAAGGCUAAACUGAAAUCAGCACUUCUACUCUGAGACUCCUGAUAACCUAAUUACAGCCCCUGAUUGGUCGAGCAUGGCGCUUGUAACUCCAGGGUAGUGGGUUCGAUCCCCGGGACCACCCAUACGUAAAAAUGUAUGCACACAUGACUGUAAGUCGCUUUGGAUAAAAGCGUCUGUUAAAUGGUAUAUUAUUAUUAUUAUUAUUAUUAUAAGAGGGGGUUUCUGUGGGGGUAAGGAAUAGGGGUGUUAACACCACCGCACGUGUAGAUGAAAUAUGAGUAGCAUCCCUUACCUUCCCCUCCCCCAACGGUGUUUCUGUGAACAGGUGCUUGGUGGUCAGACCUGCUUCUAUUAACAUUUUGAUUACAAUUUACUUCGCAUACAUUUCAGGAUUUUAAAUGAAAAUACAAAACAUGCAAACUCACUCUCAUAGGACGAUUCAAAGGAAAAAAACAUCAUUCUAACCAUUCCAGGACAUUGCAUUCUAACUGUUGAAUCUUUCUUUCUCUAUUCAGUACUGGAUCAACGAGUACACUUCCAAUCUGGGUGUUGGAGUCUACCACUCAGGCAUUGAGAUCUAUGGCCGAGGUACAGAGGAAGACCUUCACUACUUUUUCAUUCAUACAUCCAGCCAUUCACUCACUCACUCACUCACUCACUCACUCACUCACUCACUCACUCACUCAUUCAAAUCAGUGUGCUGUUGGCUAAAUGGAAUGUUAAUGUGGAAUGUUAGAUGUGGAAUGUCUCUCCACAGCUUCUAUCCCAUUGAGAUUCUAUCAUUUUGUGUUCUAUCCUCCUGAACCCACUCACCAUUGAAUCAUAAUGUGUGGAGAGAGCAAGAGAGUUUAGCAUCAACCCACAGAGAGACAGACAGACAGACAGACAGGACAGACGGACUGACUGACUGGUCUUAUUCAUAAUGCCCUCAGUCACAGGCUGUACCUAGAAGAUAUUGUGGUCUGCUACAUCAUACACUUUUUUUUAUAUCCUAUAAAAGUGACACGUCAUUUUCCAGGAAGUAGCCUUGUAGUUUAAAAAACAACAACGUUUGUAGUCUUUUUGAAUGGUCUUCAACGAGCAAAAAUGUAGAGCAAUGGUCUUCAGCAAAACACUUAAUAAAAGGCAUCUGGCUGAAGUAAAUUCAUCCACAAACCCAAAUAAAAUGUUAUGUAUAUCUUACAUGACCGCAUUUUCACGAAUUUGAUAAUAUAAUCGUCAAGUCCAUUCAAAAGAUUAGGGGACAUGACCCGGAAGUAACGCGGAAGAUGACGUAACUUUCACAGGGUAUUCCACACGAUAUCUUCUCACAUCACACGAUAUCUUCUCACACCACAUGAUAUUUUCUCACACCACACAAUAUCUUCUCACACAAUAUUUUCUCACACCACAUGAUAUCUUCUCACACCACACAAUAUCUUCUCACACGAUAUCUUCUCACUCCACACGAUAUCUUCUCACUCCACACGAUAUCUUCUCACACCACACGAUAUCUUCUCACACGAUAUCUUCGAAACACAACACAAUAUCUUCUCACUCCACACAAUAUCUUCUCAUACGAUAUCUUCUAAUGCCACACAAUAUCAUCUCACACCACACGAUAUAUUCUCACACCACACGAUAUCUUCUCACACCACACGAUAUCUUCCCACACCACACGAUAUCAUCUCACACCACACGAUAUCUUCUCACGCCACACGAUAUCUUCUCACAGCCACACAAUAUCUUCUCACACCACACAAUAUCUUCUCACGCCACACAAUAUCUUCUCACGCCACACAAUAUCUUCUCACGCCACACAAUAUCUUCUCACACCACACAAUAUCUUCUCACACCACACAAUAUCUUCUCACGCCACACGAUAUCUUUUCACACCACACAAUAUUUUCUCACGCCACACGAUAUCUUCUCACGCCACACAAUAUCUUCUCACACCACACAAUAUCUUCUCACACAAUAUUUUCUCACACCACAUGAUGUCUUCUCACACCACACGAUAUCUUCUCACACCACACAAUAUCUUCUCACACGAUAUCUUCUCACUCCACACGAUAUCUUCUCACACCACACAAUAUCUUCUCACACGAUAUCUUCGAAACACAACACAAUAUCUUCUCACUCCACACAAUAUCUUCUCAUACGAUAUCUUCUAAUGCCACACAAUAUCAUCUCACACCACACCAUAUAUUCUCACACCACACGAUAUCUUCUCACACCACACGAAUCUUCCUCCACACCACACGAUAUCAUCCUCACACCACACGAUAUCUUCACCCCACACGAUAUCCUUCUCACCACACAUAUCUUCUCACACCACACAAUAUCUUCUCACGCCACACAAUAUCUUCUUCACGCCACACAAUAUCUUCUCACACCACAACAAUAUCUUCUCACACCACCACAAUAUCUUCUCACCCACACGAUAUCUUUUCACGCCACACGAUAUCUUUUCACGCCACACGAAUAUCUUCUCACACCACACAAUAUCUUCUCACACCACACAAUAUCUUCUCACCACAUAUUUCUCACACCACAUGAUUCUUCUCACACCACACUAAUAUCCUUCUCACACCACACAAUAUCUUCUCACACGAUAUCUUCCACUCCACACGAUAAUCUUCUCACACCACACACAUAUCUUCUCACACGAUAGCUCUCUCACUCCACACAAUAUUUUCUCACGCCACACGAUAUCUUCUCACACCGAAUACUUCAACCAACACAAUAUCUUCUCACCCACACAAUUUCUUCUCACACAUAUCUCCUCACACCACACAUAUCUUCUCACCCACAGAUAUCUUCGAACACACACAAUAUUUUCUCACCCACACAAUUUCUUCUCAGCCACACAAUAUCUUCUCACUCCACACAAUAUCUUCCCUCACACGAUACUCUCACAGCCACACAAUAUCUUCGAAACACCACACAUUAUCUCCACACGAUAUCUUCUCACACCACACAAUUUCUUCUCACACUACACGAAUUCUCACACCACACGAUAUCUUCUCACGCCACACAAUAUCUUCUCAACACCACACAUAUCUUCUCACACCACACAAUAUCUUCUCACGCCACACAAUAUCUUUCUCACCCACACGAUAUCUUCUCACGCCACACAUAUCUUCUCACACCACACAAUUCUUCCACCCACAAUAUCUACCACACGAUAUCAUCUCACGCCAACACAAUAUCUUCUCACACCACACGAUAUCUUCUCACACGAUAUCUUCAACACACACACAAUAUUUCUCACUCCACACUAUUCGAACGAUAUCUUCUCACGCCACACAAUAUCUUCUCACCAACACAUAUUUCUCACACCACACGAUAUCUUCUCACGCCACACGAUAUCUUCCCCACCACACAUAUCAUUUUCACACACACACGAUAUCUUCUCACGCCACACGAUAUCUUCUCACACCACACAAUAUUCUUCUCACACCACACAAUAUCUUCUCACGCCACACGAAUAUCUCUCACCCACACAAUAUCUUCUCACACCACACAGAUAUCAUCUCAGCACAGUCAUCUUUUCCCCACACAAUAUCUUCUCACGCCACACGAUAUCUUCUCACGCCACACAUAUCUUCUCACACCACACAUAUCAUCUCCACUAUGCCACACCAAUGAUCUUCUCACACCACACGAUAUCUUCUCACACCACACGAUAUCUUUCACACAGUUCUAUCCACCGAUUUUUAACCGACAGAUUUCUCACGAUAUCUUUCUCACCACCAUGUAAUUUCGACGACGAUACAUUCACGAUUUCAAAUUACAACACAUAUCUCCACCCAUCACAUCUUCUAUCUCACGAUAUCUCUCACACCACACGAUACCCACAGUAUAUUUCGAAAAUCACCCUGAACACCACACAAUGCUUUAAAGAACUCCCUCCAAACAAUGAUUCUCUACAUAUCCAAGACCACACCACAACUUCGACAACACACCAACUUAUUUCACACUACACGAAUCUCCACGCACACAUGUUCUACAACAGUGCUUCUCAGUCACAAAAUGUUGUCAUGCCCAUGUUUUCACACAAACAAUGCAGACCAAAAAUACUUCUAUUGCAAGUACUGUUUGACACGACACAUAUGUUCUGAACGCUCACGAUAUCUUCUUACGCAGAAUAUGUGUUGGACAGAUGACAUAUGCUUCCAUCACCGAUCAUCUCAACCACACAAUAUCUUCUCACACCACACGAUAUCUUCUCACAUGAUAUCUUCUCACACCACACAAUUUCUUCUCACACUACACGAUAUCUUCUCACGCCACACAAUAUCUUCUCACGCCACACAAUAUCUUCUCACACACCACACGAUAUCUUCUCACGCCACACGAUAUCUUCUCACGCCACACAAUAUAUUUUCACACCACACGAUAUCUUCUCACGCCACACGAUAUCUUCUCACACCACACAAUAUUUUCUCACACCACACAAUAUCUUCUCACGCCACACGAUAUCAUCUCACGCCACACGAUAUCUUCUCACACCACACGAUAUCAUCUCACGCCACACAAUAUCUUCUCACGCCACACGAUAUCAUCUCACGCCACACGAUAUCUUCUCACACCACACGAUAUCAUCUCACGCCACACGAUAUCUUCUCACACCACACGAUAUCUUCUCACACCACACGAUAUCUUCUCACACCACACGAUAUCUUGCGACACAGUUCGUGCACCUUUGUUGGAACGCGACAGCAUUUACUGUCUCUUUUCUUUCUCACACCUGUAAUGUGAGCGAUGAUACAUUACUGAUGUUCAAUUGACCCAAUAUACUCCCUUAUUCUCAUCUUUAUUACAGAGUUUGCAUAUGGAGGUCAUCCGUACCCAUUUAGUGGUAUAUUUGAAAUAAACCCUGGAAACACCACUGAAUUAGGAGAGACCUUCAAAUUCAAGUGAGUUUACAUUAUCACAGACACACACACACACACACACACACACACAGACACACACACACACACACACACACACAGGGUUCUACAAAGUGCCUAGUCACAUAAAAAGGGGUCAAUGGCCGCUGUUUCACAACAGAAACAAGGGGGGGAAAAAAUACUCUUGUUUUGUAGUACUGUAUUGAGAGGAGCAGGCUAGGCUUACUGAACGGCUGCCUGGUAUUCCUUCAUUGUAGCAGAAUGGAUGGUGUUUGGGACAGGAGUGACUGAUACUGGUUUCUAUACAGGGAGAUAAAUGAGAGGCUUGCACACAGAAUAUUUUCUUGUUGAAACGUUGUAAAAUUUGGGUUCAGGAAUAAAGUACAGAGGAGCAGUAAUAUAUUCGGUGUGUGUGGAACUUGCAUUCCUUUAUCACAGUAUUAUUUUAGCCCAGUGUAAAUGGGAUUUUCAAGUGAACAAGAGAAUAGCAGUCGCGGAUAUAGUCAAUCGUAAAUCAAUUUUGGUUUAAUACAAGUUGCAACAGGGAGACACCUCCAGUAGGGAUUAACACCAGUAACUGGGUUACAAAAAAAAUAACUUUAAUGACAAGACCCGGGAAAUUACAACAUUUUCAAAAUACAUAAUAUAUGGACCAGCAGAUUGCCACAUUUUUUUAAAGCACAUUAUCAAAACAGUUUGUUGCAUGGAAUCCUUUAGCCUAGCCUUGUUACGCUAUGGUUAAACCCAUGGAAUCCUUUAGCCUAGCCUACUGUAUUUAGGCUACUUCCCACGAAGUCGCCAUCAUUUCAAGGCAUAAUUGACACACGAGCCCGAACCCGUAAAAAAAGCCAGAUUUCUAGAAAAUCUAAUGAAAUCAAAUUGUAAGUUUUUUAGAAAUGCUUGUAAAUGUAUUAAAAAUAAAAAACAGAAAUACCUCAUUUACAUAAGUAUUCAGACCCUUUGCUAUGAGACUACAACUUGAUUGGAGUCCACCUGUGGUAAAUUGAUUGGACAUGAUUUGGAAAGGCACACACCUGUCUAUAUAAGGUCCCACAGUUGACAGUGCAGGUCAGAGCAAAAACCAAGCCAUGAGGUCGAAGGAAUUGUCCGUAGAGCUCCAAGACAGGAUUGUGUCGAGGCACAGAUCUGGGGAAGGGUACCAAAACAUUUCUGCAGCAUUGAAGGUCCCCAAGUGGCCUCCAUCAUUCUUAAAUGGAAGGAGUUUGGAACCACCAAGACUCUUCCUAGAGCUGGCCGCCUGGCCAAACUGAGCAAUCGGGGGAGAAGGGCCUUGGUCAGGGAGGUGACCAAGAACCCGAUGAUCACUCUGACAGAGCUCUAGAGUUCCUCUGUGGAGAUGAGAGAACCUUCCAGAAGGACAACCAUCUCUGCAGCACUCCACCAAUCAGGUCUUUAUGGUAGAGUGGCCAGAUGGAAGCCACUCCUCAGUAAAAUGCACAUGACAGCCCGCUUGGUGUUUGCAAAAAGGCACCUUAAGACUCUCAGACCAUGAGAAACAUGGUGGUCCCCUGUAGCUCAGUUGGUAGAGCAUGGCGCUUGCAACCCCAGGGUUGUGGGUUAGUUUCCCACGGGGGGCCAGUAUGAAAAUGUAUGCACUCACUAACUGUAAGUCGCUCUGGAUAAGAGCGUCUGCUAAAUUACUAAAUUGUAAAUGUAAACAAGAUUCUGGUCUGAUGAAACCAAGAUUGAACUCUUUGACCUGAAUGCCAAGCGUCACGUCUGGAGGAAACCUGGCACCAUCCCUACCCUGAAGCAUGGUGUUGGUGGCAGCAUCAUGCUGUGGGGAUGUUUUUCAGCGCUAGGGACUGGGAGACUAGUCAGGAUCGAGGGAAAGAUGAACGGAGCAAAGUACAGAGAGAUCCUUAAUGAAAACCUGCUCCAGAGUGCUCAGGACCUCAGACUAAGGUGGUUUCACCUUCCAACAGGACAACGACCCUAAGCACACAGCCAAGACAACGCAGGAGUGGCUUCGGGACAAGUCUCUGAAUGUCCUUGAGUGGCCCAGCCAGAGCCUGGACUUGAACCCAAUUGAACAUCUCUGGAGAGACCUGAAAAUAUCUGUGCAGCAAUGCUCCCCAUCCAAUCUGACAGAGCUUGAGAUGAUCUGCAGAGAAAAUUGGGAGAAACUCCCCAAAUACAGGUGUGCCAAGCUUGUAGCGUCAUACCCAAGAAGACUCGAGGCUGUAAUCACAUAUGUAAAUGUGAUAUUUCAGUUUUUUAUUUUUAAUAAACUAGUAUAAAUUUCUAAACACCUGUUUUUGCAUUGUCAUUAUGGAGUAUUGUGUGUAGAUUGAUGAGGGGGGAAAAAAAACAAUUUAAUACAUGUUAGAAGAAGGCUGUAACGUAACAAAAUGUGGAAAAAGUCAAGGGGUCUGAAUACUUUCCGAAGGCACUGUAUACUGCAGGAGGUUGGUGGCACCUUAAUUAGGGAGGAAUAAGUGGAAUGGUAUCAAACACAUGGUUUCUACAGUGGGGGAAAAAAAGUAUUUAGUCAGCCACCAAUUGUGCAAGUUCUCCCACUUAAAAAGAUGAGAGAGGCCUGUAAUUUUCAUCAUAGGUACACGUCAACUAUGACAGACAAAAUGAGAAAGAAAAUUCCAGAAAAUCACAUUGUAGGAUUUUUAAUGAAUUUAUUUGCAAAUUAUGGUGGAAAAUAAGUAUUUGGUCAAUAACAAAAGUUACUCAAUACUUUGUUAUAUACCCUUUUGUUGGCAAUGACACAGGUCAAACGUUUUCUGUAAGUCUUCACAAUGUUUUCACACACUGUUGCUGGUAUUUUGGCCCAUUCCUCCAUGCAGAUCUCCUCUAGAGCAGUGAUGUUUUGGGGCUGUCGCUGGGCAACACGGACUUUCAACUCCCUCCAAAGAUUUUCUAUGGGGUUGAGAUCUGGAGACUGGCUAGGCCACUCCAGGACCUUGAAAUGCUUCUUACGAAGCCACUCCUUCGUUGCCCGGGCGGUGUGUUUGGGAUCAUUGUCAUGCUGAAAGACCCAGCCACAUUUCAUCUUCAAUGCCCUUGCUGAUGGAAGGAGGUUUUCACUCAAAAUCUCACGAUACAUGGCCCCAUUCAUUCUUUCCUUUACACGGAUCAGUCAUCCUGGUCCCUUUGCAGAAAAACAGCCCCAAAGUAUGAUGUUUCCACCCCUAUGCUUCACAGUAGGUAUGGUGUUCUUUGGAUGCAACUCAUCAUUCUUUGUCCUCCAAACACGACGAGUUGAGUUUUUACCAAAAGGUUCUAUUUUGGUUUCAUCUGACCAUAUGACAUUCUCCCAAUCCUCUUCUGGAUCAUCCAAAUGCACUCUAGCAAUCUUCAGACGGGCCUGGACAUGUACUGGCUUAAGCAGGGGGACACGUCUGGCACUGCAGGAUUUGAGUCCCAUGCGGCGUAGUGUGUUACUGAUGGUAGGCUUUGUUACUUUGGUCCCAGCUCUCUGCAGGUCAUUCACUAGGUCCCCCCGUGUGGUUCUGGGAUUUUUGCUCACCGUUCUUGUGAUCAUUUUGACCCCACGGGGUGAGAUCUUGCGUGGAGCCCCAGAUCGAGGGAGAUUAUCAGUGGUCUUGUAUGUCUUCCAUUUCCUAAUAAUUGCUCCCACAGUUGAUUUCUUCAAACCAAGCUGCUUACCUAUUGCAGAUUCAGUCUUCCCAGCCUGGUGCAGGUCUACAAUUUUGUUUCUGGUGUCCUUUGACAGCUCUUUGGUCUUGGCCAUAGUGGAGUUUGGAGUGUGACUGUUUGAGGUUGUGGACAGGUGUCUUUUAUACUGAUAACAAGUUCAAACAGGUGCCAUUAAUACAGGUAACGAGUGGAGGACAGAGGAGCCUCUUAAAGAAGAAGUUACAGGUCUGUGAGAGCCAGAAAUCUUGCUUGUUUGUAGGUGACCAAAUACUUAUUUUCUACCAUAAAUUGCAAAUAAAUUCAUUAAAAAAUCCUACAAUGUGAUUUUCUGGAUUUUCUUUCCUCAAUUUGUCUGUCAUAGUUGACGUGUACCUAUGAUGAAAAUUACAGGCCUCUCUCAUCUUUUUAAGUGGGAGAACUUGCACAAUUGGUGGCUGACUAAAUACUUUUUUUCCCCACUGUAUGUGUUUAAUGCCAUUCCAUUUGCGUCGUUCCAGCCAUUAUUAUGAGCCGUCCUCCCUUCAGCAGCCUCCACUGAUGUAUAUUCCUUCCUCCCAUUCCUCCAGCCAAAUCACAGGUAGGCCUUUGCAAAUAUGAGCAAAUCAGCCAUUCUAUGUAGUAUUCUAUUAUACACUGAACAGUGUGAAGUUAAGUUAAAUGUGUUGUAUUGAGUAGAAGUGUGGAUUUCAGUGACAGGUUUUUGGAGAACGUUUAGAAAACGUGAACAAGCGUCGGGGGGAACGAACAGGAUUCUAGGAAACUGAUUUCUUUCCACCGUGGUAUCGUGAUACUACUCGGUAUCAUGAUACUUGGCCUGGUAUCAUAUCGUUUGUAAAAUGUUGGUAUCGUGACAACACUAAUUGCUUCCAUUCCUAGUACAGUGUACAGUCAGCAGCAAGCAGUUUAGCAGUUAAACCGGCGGGCUCCGGUGGCAAUAAAUUAAUACAACCUAAAGCUUACCUUGACUUGGAAGAGUUCCAGUGUUGGAUAGUCAUAGCCAGCUAGCUAACAUAGCAUCCCUCUCUGUUUGAGUCGGGUGUUUGAGUAGGCUAAACUAGCUAGCUGCAUUGGCUAGCUAAGUAAGUGAAAGUAAAAUAUAUAUAUAUCCCCAGCCUCUCUUGCUUCUCCUUCAUUUUUUAAGGAAUCAAAACUGUUCAACUAUUGUCUUUCUCUCUCUCUUUGAGUCAACUACUCACCACAUUUUAUGCACUGCAGUGCUAGCUAGCUGUAGCUUAUGCUUUCAAUAUUAGAUUCAUUCUCUGCUCCUUUGAUUGGGUGGACAACAUGUCAGUUCAUGCUGCAAGAGCUCUGAUAGGUUGGAGGACGUCCUCCGGAUGUUGUCAUAAUUACUGUGUAAGUCUAUGGAAGGGAGUGAGAACCAAGAGCCUCCUUGGUUUUGUAUGGAAGUCAAUGUACCCAGAGGAGGACGGAAAGUAGCUGUCCUCCGGCUACAUCCUGGUGCUACUGUACAGAGUGCUGUUGAGGCUACUGUAGACCUUCUUUGCAAAACAGUGUGUUUUAAUCAAUUAUUUGGUGACGUGAAUAUAUUUAGUAUAUUUUUAUCUAAAAAUGAUAACUUUUAAUGUUACACUAUUUUUAUUUAUAGGAAAUUCACUUAGGAGGAUGGUCCUCCCCUUCCUCCUCCGAGGAGCUUCCACUGGUGUGAAGGCCAGUGACAAAAAAUCUCAAUUUGAUCCAUUUUAAAUUCAGGCUGUAACGCAACAAAAUGUGGAAAGAGUCAAGGGGUGUGAAAACUUUCUGAAGGUCCGUUAGACCAUUUUCUCUGCUUCUGUGCUGGAGGUUAUGGAUUAAUAUUUUCCAGAAAAUCUACCAAGUUUCAAUACCGGGAAUAAUUCAUAUUUAUCCAGAGAAUCCCGGGAAAUACCGCAAAAAUGCCAAUUUCUAAGCGUUUUAAAACCAAGAUUUGGUCACUAUGCCAGGGUUCUCCCGAAAUAAGAUUGUCGCUGCGCCACACUGCCGGCUGACUGUGUACAGAUUUCACAGCAAGUGAAACUGAUAGUGAUACAGUGACUUUGAUCGCCAAUGACGUUGUUGUGAAUUGCAAAACAGGCCAUUCAUAAAUUCAGAGCGUUAUCAUGUUCCUCAAUUAUUAAUUCAGUGCAUUUCAGCAGUAGGCCUUGGCUAUCUCGACACAGAACGCGCUCAGGACUCACAGAGCGCGCCCCCCGAGGAGGCUAUAGCGUUGUCGAAUCAUACAAACUUUGUAACGGCAGUCUAACAAAGGUCAAAUGACCGAAGUUGCUAAGUUUGCUAGAUAACCUCCAACGAAUGACAGAAUAUCUCCUAUUUGUCAAAAUCGAGUUGAUAAUUAUACAGAUGGCAGAUCAGAUCAUGAAUAAAGGGGAGAUGAAGAGAGGAAAAUGUUUAAUAUAAAGGUAUCUUAAAGGGGACCGACUCUGUUUAAAAAAAAAAAAUAUCUAUAUCUAAUCUCAUACCGUUUGUUGAUCACACAUUCUCUUCCGAAGCUCUCAUAUGGGCAGCAACACGAGACAGCGCAUGUUAUAGCGGUGUUUUGACAUGCGUAGGCGAGACGUGUUUUGAUAAUGCAACCAACCUAUGGAUUACAGAAUAAAGUUAGGAGUCAGGAUUUUGCGUUUCAGUGGGAUUUGGACGACGGAAGAAUAGCCUUGACUCUAUAUAAAGGCUACUAUGUGAGUCAAUAGAUACAUAAUGCUCAUGAUUUAGGCUACAUUAUUACAUGCUACAUUAUUACACGUUACAUUAUUACAUGCUACAUUAUUACAUGCUACAUAAUAACAUGCUACAUUAUUACACGUUACAUUAUUACAUGCUACAUUAUUACAUGCUACAUAAUAACAUGCUACAUUAUUACACGUUACAUUAUUACAUGCUACAUUAUUACAUGCAACAUUAUUACACGCUACAUUAUUACACGCUACAUUAUUACACGCUACAUUAUUACAUGCUACAUUAUUACACGUUACAUUAUUACACGUAACAUUUUUGACAUGCGUUUUUCUGGAUUUUUUUGUUGUUAUUCUGUCUCUCACUGUUCAAAUAAACCUAUCAUUAAAAUUAUAGACUGAUCAUUUCUUUGUCAGUGGGCAAACGUACAAAAUCAGCAGGGGAUCAAAUACUUUUUUCCCCUCACUGUAUGAAUGACAGUCGUCCAAUAUGCUGUAAUAGAAAUAAGGCCCUGCUCAUUAUAAAAAGUAUUGUCCUCCCUCAUCUUAAACGGCACCGACCGCUGCUACACACAAUACCCCAUAAUGUCAAAGUGGAAUUAUGUUUUUUUUUUUUUUUUUUUUUACAAAUUAAUAAAAAAUGAAAAGCUGAAACGUCUUGAGUCAGUAAGUAUUCAACCCCUUUGUUAUGGCAAGCCUAAAUGAGUUCAGGAGUAAAAAUGUGGUUAACAAGUCACAUAAUAAGUUGCAGGACUCUGUAAUAGUGUUUAACAGGAUUUGUUUAUGACUACCUCAUCUCUGUAUCCCACACAUACGAUUAUAUGUAAGGUCCCUCAGUCGAGCAGUGAAUUUCAAACACAGAUUCAACCACAAAGACCAGGGAGGUUUUACAAUGCCUCACAAAGUAGGGCACCUAUUGGUAGAUGGGUAAAAAAAUAAAGCAGACAUUGAAUAUCCCUUUAAGCAUGGUGAAGUUAUUAAUUACACUUUGGAUGGUGUAUCAAUACACCCAGUCACUACGAAGAUACAGGCGUCCUUCCAAACUCAGUUGCCGGAGAGGAAGGAAACUGCUCAGGGAUUUCAACAUGAGGCCAAUGGUGAAUUUAAAACAGUUACAGAGUUUAAUGGCUGUGAUAGGAGGAAACUGAUGAUAUAAUUUAUAUUUUUUUAGAUUUUUAGUCAUUUAGCAGACGCUCUUAUCCGGCGACUUUACAUGAGCAAUAGGGUUAGUGCCUUGCUCAAAGGGCACAUCGACAGAUUUUCACAUAGCGCUCGGGGAUUAGAACCAGCGACCUUUGGUUACUGGCACAACGCUCUUACCAACUAAGCUACCUGCCGCCCCAUGGUCAACAAAAUUGUAGUUACUCAAAUACUAACCACUUGACAGAGUGAAAAGAAGGAAGCCUGUACAGAAUACAAAUAUGCUAAAACAUACAUCCUGUUUGCAACAAGGCACUAAAGUAAUACUGCAAAAAAUUUGGCUAAGCAAUUAACUUUUUGUUAUAAAUGCAAAGUGUUAUGUUUGGGGGCAAAUCCAAUACAACACAUUACUGAGUACCACUCUCCAUAUUUUCAAGCAUAGUGGUGGCUGCAUCAUGUUAUGGGUAUGCUUGUAAUCAUUAAGGACUGGGGAGUUUUUCAGGAAAAAUAAUCAACGGAAUGGAGCUAAGCACAGGCAAAAUCCUAGAGGAAAACCUGGUUCAGUCUGCUUUCCACCAGACAGUGGGAGAUUAAUUCACCUUUCAGCAGGACAAUAACCUAAAACACAAGGCCAAAUAUACACUGGAGUUGCUUACCAAGAAGACCGUGAAUGUUCCUGAGUGGCCAAGUUACAGCUUUGACUUAAAUCUGCUUGAAAAUCUAUGGCAAGACUUGAAAAUGGUUGUCUAGCAAUGAUCAACAACCAAUUUGACAGAGCUUGAAAAUUUUGAAAAGAAUAAUGGGCAAAUAUUGUACAAUCCACGUGUGCAAAGUUCUUAGAGACUUACCCAGAGAUACUCACAGCUGUAAUCGCUGCCAAAGGUGAUUCUAACUCAAGGGUGUGAAUAUUUAUGUAAAUUAGAUAUUUCUGCAUUUCAUUUUCAGUAAAUUUGCAAGAAUUUCUAAAAACAUGUUUUCACUUUGUCAUUAUGGAGUAUUGUGCAUAGGGGUGAGAGAGAGAGAAAAAUAUAUUUAAUCCAUUUUGAAUUCAGGCUGUAAAACAACAAAAUAUGGAAUAUUUCAAGGGGUAUGAAUACUUUCUGAAGGACACUGUAUAUACUAAUCAGAUAGCACCAAAUGUUCUCUAAACACACCAGCCCGAGAGGCUUGUAGGAAUUCACAACAUCAGCUGCUACAGAAUCACACAGUGUGACAGAUACAUUAUCAGUGUGUCCCCGACCCAGAAUGGAGCCAAACUUUAACCAUAACAUUCAACACUGGCAGACAUUUUAUACUGUCAGUUAAACAGGUCAAAGGUAGGAACCUUUAAAGUAAAUCAAAUACAGGAGAGGAAUUACUCAACUAAUUACCCUUUACACCCAGAAACGGUAUUUCCAAGUUUGGUAUGUCCAUAUCAGCUUUCUUUUCUUCAUUCUACACAGGGAGGCUAUCGCACUGGGCACAACAGACUUUGCAGAGGAGGAUAUGGACAAAAUCAUGGAGGAGCUGGGGAGAGAUUUCAAGGGCAACGCCUACCAUCUAAUGCACAAGAACUGCAACCACUUCUCAUCCUCGCUGUCUGAGGUCAGUAGGAGAAACAUUCAUGCAAUUAUUCAACAUUUGUUUCAAUUUGAUCACACAUACAGUAUCUAAAAUAUAUUUACGUUUAUUGUGAAUAACUUGAUGACUGAUAACUGGAUAAUGUCAUAAGAGCUACACAACCAUUUUUUUUUUAAAAGGAGUAAUGCCUAUUGAAUAUAAAAUAUAUUUUGUGGAGUAUUUUGAAGUUGUAUUCAUUCUAUUCCAGCUGUUGUGUGGGCGUGAGAUCCCUCGCUGGGUGAACCGCCUGGCCUACUUUAGCUCCUGCGUGCCCUUCCUCCAGACCUGCCUCCCCAAGGAGUGGCUGACCCCCGCGGCCCUCCAGAGCCACAUCAGCAUGGGCCUCCACAAGGACGAGCGGGAAGCCGGGGAGUCCAGCGACGAGGACCCCAACUCGGCUUCCGGGACCGCUGGGGCGGGCACUGGACUCUCACACAGCUGUCGCCAUACACGGGUCUGAACCAAUGACUGUAGGUCUUAAGAGAAUAGCCAAUAGGACUCUCUUUCAAUUACCUUUGACCUCUGAACUCUGGACCAGAAGGUCACCAGGUCACCUCUGGAGGAAAUGUAGUGAUGUAAUAUCUGUGGGCCUGACUGAAUAACCCACCCUGACCUCUAAGUACCACUUUUGAGAACAGAGACAGGGAUGGAUGAUUAGUUAGACUGCUAGUGCUAACUCAUGGAGCCGCCGGUCCAGGGGACCUGCAAAAUCCACAGGUACUUGGAUCCUUUCCCUGGCUCUCUCCCUUUGAGAGUACGGUAGAUAUAUUCUGAAGGAUUUGUUAUAUAGGUGUUGACCAACUCAACUCAGAGCGUGACAUGGCUCUCUCUCUCAGAUCGACCACAGCUACGCGAUGUACUGGCAGGUCUGAGGUACUUUCUAGUAGUUGUCUUUUUCCAGGAACUUUUUAACUUUUGUCCGCCUUCAUCCCUGAUUCUCUCCUUCCAGAGCUGCUGCUUCUUUAGACUAGAUGUAUAUCUGACACCACGGAGAUACAGCUGUUGGUCGCAUCCCAAAUGGCUCCCUAU
This is a messenger RNA of Coregonus sp. 'balchen', 23455 nucleotides long. Lineage: Eukaryota; Metazoa; Chordata; Actinopteri; Salmoniformes; Salmonidae. The record is from the annotation of a GenBank genome assembly.